This is a messenger RNA of Mesoplodon densirostris (Blainville's beaked whale), 1741 nucleotides long. It is a transcript of the gene MEMO1, whose product is annotated as mediator of cell motility 1. The transcript is spliced from 10 exons. NCBI's taxonomy places the organism in Eukaryota, Metazoa, Chordata, Mammalia, Artiodactyla, Ziphiidae. The record is from RefSeq and is a predicted model, not a curated record. Bases 16 to 1200 code for a protein of 394 amino acids.
CAGAGGCUGCUGGGCAUGCUCAGUGGGCAGGACCCGUUAGAGUGGCGAGUAAGGAAGCGUUGGCUCUUCUCCGGGUCUGCCUUCCCCGGUUCAGGCCCCGGCCCUGGGCUUUUGUGUGCGCGGAGCUGCAGCCGCCGCUGUCUCCCAGCGGGGCCGCCCGACCCCAGAUGCCGUGUGGCCUGUCCGGUGUCCGCCGUUAACCUCGCCGUGCGGCCGGAGGAGGAGCGGGGCGGGGCGGGGCCGGCGGGCCGGCAGCCGGGCGGGCAGGAGGGCCCCGCCGGGGGUGGGGGCGGCACAGGCACCAAGAUGUCCAACCGAGUGGUCUGCCGGGAAGCCAGUCACGCCGGGAGCUGGUACACAGCCUCAGGACCGCAACUGAAUGCACAGCUAGAAGGUUGGCUUUCACAAGUACAGUCCACAAAAAGACCUGCUAGAGCCAUUAUUGCACCCCAUGCAGGGUAUACGUACUGUGGGUCUUGUGCUGCUCAUGCUUACAAACAAGUGGAUCCAUCUAUUACCCGGAGAAUUUUCAUCCUUGGGCCUUCUCAUCAUGUGCCCCUUUCUCGAUGUGCACUUUCCAGUGUGGAUAUAUAUAGGACACCUCUGUAUGACCUUCGUAUUGACCAAAAGAUUUACGGAGAACUGUGGAAGACAGGAAUGUUUGAACGAAUGUCUCUGCAGACAGAUGAAGAUGAACACAGUAUUGAAAUGCAUUUGCCUUAUACAGCUAAAGCCAUGGAAAGCCAUAAGGAUGAGUUUACCAUUAUUCCUGUGUUGGUUGGAGCUCUGAGUGAGUCAAAAGAACAGGAAUUCGGAAAACUCUUCAGUAAAUAUCUAGCGGAUCCUAGUAAUCUCUUUGUGGUUUCUUCUGAUUUCUGCCAUUGGGGUCAAAGGUUCCGUUACAGUUACUAUGAUGAAUCCCAGGGGGAGAUUUAUAGAUCCAUUGAACAUCUAGAUAAAAUGGGUAUGAGUAUUAUAGAACAAUUAGACCCUGUAUCUUUUAGCAAUUACUUGAAGAAAUACCAUAAUACUAUAUGUGGAAGACAUCCCAUUGGGGUGUUAUUAAAUGCUAUCACAGAGCUGCAAAAGAAUGGAAUGAAUAUGAGCUUUUCCUUUUUGAAUUAUGCCCAGUCAAGCCAGUGUCGAAACUGGCAAGACAGUUCAGUGAGUUAUGCAGCUGGAGCACUCACGGUUCACUGAAGCUCUGAAUCCUCAGGGAUGCCACCUGCACAUACUCAUACUCUGUCCAGGGUCCCAGCCUAACCCUUACCAAGAUACUGGUCCUGGUUUGGGGGGAUUCUGAAACCUCAAACUAAUAGAACUUUCUUCUCUUCUUUUCUAGUAGGUGUAGUCCUUCCUUAAUUUCAACUCAUUAAAAAAAUGCUUUAUAGUUUAGAGCAGUGGAAGGAAGGCUGGCAUCAAAAUAUUUUGAUCAAAAAAAAAAAGGCAAUGUAAAGGCACAGUUGUGGCAGUCAGUUUUUUGAAAGUAACUUGUAAAGCAUUUACCAUAUCCUAAAUUUGCACUCUUUGCAGACUUGUGCACAUAUACUCCGCUUUCAGAAUAGUUUUGCAAAUUGUACACAAACAAACAAAAAGGGUGGAAGCUUUUUAAUAAAGAAAUUGCAUUUAUAAAUGAUCUGUAUUAGAAUAUAAAAAUCUCCAGUUAUAGUCAAUUACUACCCGUGUUGUACAACAGAUACCUUCUAUUUUAGUUGCUAAUAAAGGGCUACACAACUCAAAA